AAGGCUGAAUCGGUGGCAAUCAGCUGAUUUUCGCGGUAUUUGAAGCUAAUGGAAAUGUAAACACACUUUUAAAGAGCACUUUAACAAUUUAAAUAUAUUGCAUAUACUCUUAUUUCAAUAAUAAAAUUUAAAAAAAAUCGCAAUAUGUCUGAAGACGCCAGUACAUCUUCGUUUGGUUUUAAAAAACGGAAUAUCAGGAAACCAACAACCUUACGUCGUAAACAAAGCGGAUCGGAAUCAGAGAAGAGCAGUGAUGAUCAAACUAACUCAGUGAUUGUGCGUAGUGAUAAUUCGCGUAAGCGGUCAAAUCCCAAUUUUCAAAGCACCAAACGAUUGAUGACCAAGAGAGAACGUACAGCUGAAGCCUCCUCUGAUAGUGAGACUGAAGAGGAUGAUAACAAAAUAAGUGUUUCUUAUAAGUCAAAAAGAAGUGCCUUGCCGAGUGGACCACAAGAUCAGGGUGCUACUUCCAUAAAUGAAACAGAUACAGCACAGGAUCGUGAUGCACAAGCCUUGCAUGAAAAAAUGUUAAAAAUUAAUCAAGAACUCGAAGGCAAAGCAGAUGAUAAAGUAUAUCGCGGCCUUAAUAACUAUGCACAAUACUAUAAAAAGGAAGGCACUGCACAAGGAAAUGCCAGUUCGGGUAUGGUGAGAAAGGGGCCAAUACGUGCACCAGCUCAUUUGCGUGCCACUGUGCGAUGGGAUUAUCAACCUGAUAUUUGUAAAGAUUACAAAGAAACCGGCUACUGCGGUUUCGGUGAUAGCUGUAAAUUCUUGCAUGACCGAAGUGACAAUAAAGCUGGAUGGCAAUUGGAACUUGAUCAUGCUGCUCAACAACGUGGCGAUGCAGAAUCCGACGAGGACGACGCGAAAUACGAAAUUCACUCUGACGAAGAGUCGUUGCCUUUUAAAUGCUUCAUUUGCAGAAAUAGUUUCGAAAAUCCUGUGGUAACAAAAUGUAAACAUUAUUUCUGCGAGAAAUGCGCUCUAGAAAAUUAUAAAAAGUCACAGAGAUGCAAAAUUUGUUCCCAACAGACGAAUGGCAUCUUUAAUCCUGCCAAGGAAUUAAUAGCGCGCUUAAAGAACGAACCCGAAGGCGGCCAAUGCGUUUCAUCUGACAGUGAAUAACCUUAAGGACACAUGUGUUACAUACAUACAUAUAUAUCUAUUGUGUAGUUUUUAGUAGAUAAAGUUGCGAUUGGAAAUAAUGUGCUCUGUAGCAAAAGUUAUUGUUAAAAGUUUUAUAUGCAAUGACAAAAAUAUUAAUAACAUUUCACAAGUUUUAUAAGACAAAUCA
Messenger RNA from Zeugodacus cucurbitae (melon fly), 1297 nucleotides. It is a transcript of the gene mdlc, whose product is annotated as E3 ubiquitin-protein ligase RNF113A. The coding region runs from base 145 to 1128 and encodes 327 amino acids. Gene Ontology annotation, biological process: snoRNA splicing. The record is from RefSeq and is a predicted model, not a curated record. The transcript has 3 exons. NCBI's taxonomy places the organism in Eukaryota, Metazoa, Arthropoda, Insecta, Diptera, Tephritidae. Gene Ontology annotation, cellular component: U2-type spliceosomal complex. Gene Ontology annotation, molecular function: metal ion binding.